CGCAUGUUAGCCUCACCCACCUUUUAUAGAAUCAAAAGGCUCUUCUGUCUUAUAUAUUUACAUCUCUCAACGACCCGCCAUUUCUACGUCAUUUCGUACACACAAUUUCUCACCUUUUGCUCUCUCGUGAUGACCAGUUCCACCACCAGCUCAAGAAGCCGGAACACUAGCUCUGGCGUGCGGUCAACGCCGGACCGAUUUGCUUACUCUCCUAGCUAUUGCUACCCUGAAUCAGCUGCCUCUCGGAAAUCCGGUUCAGGCCGAAAUCCAGUAAAGGUUGCCGCCCGGUCCAUUGCUGGAGCUUUUGUCGCGUGUUUUACACCUCCCGAGACAGAUGGUAGCAAGAAUUUUGGAGUGUCCGAUGAGUUUAGAGAUCCUCCCGUUGAACCGGAAACGUCAAGAACGAAUAGCGAGAGGAGGGGUUCGAAUCGAGGGAUUUAUUCAAAUUCAACAAAGGAGAAAGGGCCUGGGAACAUGAGAUUCACGAUGGAAGAAAUUUUUAAGGCCACAAGGAACUUCUCCCCUGCUUUCAAGAUUGGACAAGGUGGGUUUGGGACGGUUUAUAAAGGAAGACUUGAUGAUGGAACUUUUGUGGCUAUCAAGCGUGCUAAAAAGAGUGUAUAUGAUAAGCAUUUGGGUGUGGAAUUCCAAAGUGAAAUAAGAACACUGGCACAAGUGGAACAUUUGAAUUUGGUUAAGUUUUAUGGGUAUUUAGAGCAUGGGGAUGAAAAAAUUGUUGUUGUGGAGUAUGUGCCUAAUGGAACUCUUAGGGAACACUUGGAUGUUGUGCAUGGGAAAGUUCUUGACCUUGCUGCACGACUUGAUAUAGCUAUUGAUGUGGCCCAUGCCAUCACCUAUCUUCAUAUGUAUACAGAUCACCCAAUCAUCCACAGAGACAUAAAAUCUUCCAACAUUCUCCUUACUGAAAAGUUACGGGCCAAAGUUGCUGACUUUGGUUUUGCUAGGCUGGCUGCUGACACGGAUUCUGGUGCAACCCAUGUGUCUACCCAGGUUAAAGGAACUGCCGGCUAUCUGGAUCCAGAAUACCUGAGAACCUAUCAACUUACAGAAAAGAGUGAUGUUUAUUCAUUUGGAGUAUUAUUGGUCGAACUAGUCACAGGCAGGCGCCCCAUUGAAUCGAAACGGGAACUCAAGGAGCGGAUAACAGCGAGAUGGGCAAUCAAGAAGUUUACUGAUGGUGAAGCCAUUUCAACCUUGGACCCUAGGCUAGAACUGGCUGCUCCGACUAACUUAGCCCUCGAAAAGAUUCUUGAACUAGCCUUACGGUGCAUGGCUCCCCGUAGACAGAGUCGGCCUAGUAUGAAGAGGUGUGGGGAGAUCCUAUGGAGCAUCCGUAAGGAUUAUAGAGAGCAAUCAGCUUUAGAGCUUCGCUCUCUUUCAUCUACUUCACAGAGAAAUGCUUCAGUUAGAGAAAAAUAAACGAAGGGCUUAGAUGCAACCUAAAAGUUUUGUUUGUUCUAUCGGUGUUGUUAAAGCUAAACGUGCAAGGUCCAAAUGGUUAGAGCAGAAAACAGAGCGGAGUUCCUGGAGGAUCAACCAACUGAGAACCUGCCAGCAACGAGUCAUAAGAAAGCAAAUAAAUUUUCCAGAACCGGAUGUCAUGAUCGGUCUUAAACAAGCUUAAGUUUUUGUAUUAUUAUGCUGGAAAUGUGUUCGUCUGGUUUCGCUUGUGUAUAGGAAAUUAUUCAAUUUGUUGAUUAUUAUUAAGUUCUUUAUUUCUGUUCU
Messenger RNA from Durio zibethinus, 1746 nucleotides. It is a transcript of the gene CRCK2, whose product is annotated as calmodulin-binding receptor-like cytoplasmic kinase 2. Gene Ontology annotation, biological process: protein phosphorylation. Lineage: Eukaryota; Viridiplantae; Streptophyta; Magnoliopsida; Malvales; Malvaceae. Gene Ontology annotation, molecular function: ATP binding; protein kinase activity. The record is from RefSeq and is a predicted model, not a curated record.